Lytechinus variegatus (green sea urchin) is the source of this 3103-nucleotide messenger RNA. Its product is annotated as peroxisome proliferator-activated receptor gamma-like. The record is from RefSeq and is a predicted model, not a curated record. The coding region runs from base 950 to 2611 and encodes 553 amino acids. Gene Ontology annotation, biological process: hormone-mediated signaling pathway; positive regulation of transcription by RNA polymerase II; regulation of lipid metabolic process. Gene Ontology annotation, molecular function: nuclear receptor activity; zinc ion binding; RNA polymerase II cis-regulatory region sequence-specific DNA binding. NCBI's taxonomy places the organism in Eukaryota, Metazoa, Echinodermata, Echinoidea, Temnopleuroida, Toxopneustidae. The transcript is spliced from 9 exons.
CAAUGCACCCCUAUAAAUGUUGUUGUCUUGCUGAAUCUAAUGUUUAUCACCACAAACAGUCAUGCGAUUUUUAUUUGCAAUUAGGGAAUCACUAAUUGCAUAUUUUCUCCCAAUCUUUGUUUCCCUGUGUAUGCUGUUCGCCAAAGAAAUCUCUUCCCGACCACCCCUCCCCCGGCCCCUCCCCCCAUAGUACAAGACAGGUCGUCAUUAUCCGAAGGCACCCACCCGGUGUAUUUCUUUGCUAAACUUAACCAAGCGUGGACCUAUAUCUCGGUACAGUAUUAACUGCCACCUAUAAAUGAUGAACCACUGCUGAAAUGUAUAAGUAUUUGAUAUAAUAUAACGAUCGCAUGCAAUUUGCAACAUUUGUAAUUUAAUGGUGAUCUAAAAAUAGUACUUCAUUUGCUAUACCAAUGUCGCGGCUCUCCCUCGCGGUGAGUGUCAUGUUUGCGUACUAUGGCUCCAGGCUUUCACCGUGUUAUGGCAUUGGACUUGCUUUUCAGACAACACUGAGGAGAGGUUACCAGGGCAAAAAAUUAUCCUAGUCAUCGGUACUAAAGCGAUAUCCGUACUAAUUAGAAAUACAACAUUAUUUUCGGCUGCACAGUAAGGAAAGCGAGAAUGAAACCACCAACAGUAGCCAACGACAGGGCUUGUUUACAAACGGCAAUGAGAUGAACUCGUUAUGAUUCAGUGACGCUGGUAUCAUUUUCAUGCAAAUAUUAUAUUAAUAUAAUGGACAUUCAUUGAUCUUUAUGCACGGAGACUAUAUUAUGACACGGAUCUAUACAAGAGGAUGAUUAUAGGUCUGUUCUCAUGCACAUGCUGACCCGAUGACAGGUUUGAUCGUAUAGGCAACGAGAGUUAAAGUUAAUUUGAUGACUUCACAGGGAUAAUGAAUAUUGUCAUUAGCCACGACUGAUCGUUUACAAUAUAAAUUAACACACCCAUGGACGCCAUUACGGUACAGUGUGACGGUCUCCGGAUAAGUAAAGAAGACCGAACCGGAAAAUCCGAAAUGAAUAACAUUGAAACCGCCAAUGACUUCUUCGUAGGCGUCAAACCAGAGCACCACUGUAUCGAAGUGGACAAUGAUGUCGAAGAUAUGGAUGCUUCGUCACCGUCAUCGAGUUCGGAUGACUCGAUCACAAAGGAAAUUGUGUCUGAUAGAGUGACGGCGACGACGACGACAACGACGAUGAUGACGGAGAAGGCUGAACUACCGUCGCAGACUUGGAAUGUUUCAAGCUCGAGAGGGGAAUCACCAAAUAGAGAAGAUGUUAGAUGCAAGUGUAAGAAAGAACCAAUUCGUACAAAGAGAUUAAAAUGCACAUCUUCUUGUGACGAAACAAAGCCGACGUGUAGAAGAAAACCGAGAAAGGAAAGAAACAAGGGAGAUAACCCGGUGUAUUCAGAUAUAAUCCGAUGUCAGAUCUGUGGCGAUAAAGCAUCUGGCAUGCAUUAUGGUGUCUAUUCGUGUGAAGGGUGUAAGGGAUUUUUCAGGCGAACGCAGCGAUUGAAGAUUGACUAUAAACCUUGUCCAUACUGGGGGCAGCCCGAUGGGUGUAUCGUCAACAUAGGUACAAGGAACAAGUGCCAAUACUGCAGAUACCAAAAAUGUCUUGUGCUUGGGAUGUCCUCUACAGCCGUUCGGAUGGGACGUGUUCCGAAGCAAGAAGUCCUGAAACUCAAAGAGGAGCUGGACGAAAAAGACAAUGUCUUACAUGAAACAGAAGAUCAGAAGGCACAUCGGACAUUUGUCGAUUCGCUUACGGAGCAGUUUAAUGCUAUCGUCUGUGGUACGACACAGCAGGACCUGGAUAAAUUCUGGAAGAGAUGUUCAAGGCCUUUUACUGCUCACAUGCCUUCGGGUACCUAUGUCAUUGAAGGGAUGCAACUGGACAAAGACGGCCCACCUCGGGAGAUCACCAGCCGAGCUGAAAUGGCUCAGCAGUGCUUCGUCAGUAUGGAAGUCAUCAUCGAGAAGUUCGCAACAUUUUCUAAACAGCUUCCCGAGUUCCGACGGCUGUCCUCCGCGGACCAACUGACACUGUUCAAGGGGGCUGCCUUGGAGGUGUGCGCCACUUUAAACUCCAGUAGGUACUACCAUGGUGUCUACAGAUUCCCAGAGAUCAACACGUACAUUCGAAGAGACGUGGCGGAGAAUUCCCCCUUUGGGAAGGUGACCCCAUACACGACAGAGAUGGUGUUCUAUGAGAUGUUCAACGAUCUUGGAUUGACGGACAAAGAGAAGGCUAUAUUCUGCACAUUCCUUCUUUACACUCCAGAUCGCGAAGGUCUCGUAGACAGAGAGGUAGUGGAGCAUCAUCAGGAACACCUUGCCCAAACCCUAUACCGGGAGGUCAAGAAGAACCAUCAAGGUAACCUCUAUGCCAAACUCAUGGAUGUUGCUGUAGCCUUACGCACCUUGGUCCCAGACCACGUGGAGCGGUUGAAACAGAUCAAGAUGCGAUGCAAUGGUCACCUGCCGGCAGAGCUUAGUCCACUGCUAAACGAGGUUUACGGGAGUAUAGUAUGGCUGCAGACAGACGAAGAAAUGCCUUCGAAUGCCAUGCCAGCAGGAACAACCGGAACAGGCAACCCUCUGUGAUCAUUGAUACUUUGAUAUUUUAUGGAGUUACACUGACGUAAUAUUAAAUGUAGAGUGAAGAUACUUGACACCCAAACAGCGCCGCUUCCAAUUUCUGACGAAGUGGUUAGCAGUGAUGUUGCACCAGUUCCAAAUUUUUACGCCAGUACUAGCUUGAUACUACACUUGUAAGUGGUUUUUCCUUUCCCUCUUCUUUCGUUUUAUUCCUCAAGAUUCCCUUGCGACAGAGGCAUAAGACACAUUGCCCCCCUAGAGUUGCCACUUGAUAUAACAAAUAUGACAGAUUAGAAAUUAUAAUUCAUUGCUGCCUGUUCCAUGAUAGAAUUGAUGAUAAGGGUGGCAUGCAGAUCUGGAAACCAUUGGAAUACUCCAGCGAGUAAAAGGACGGAGCCAAAUCGUUUCGCAUUUUUCAUCAUGUUGUAAAAGAGUUUGCCAAAAAAAAAACAAUGAUAAGUUUUAAGAAAAGUUAUUUUUUGUUAAUUUUUAUCAUAU